Messenger RNA from Pseudozyma flocculosa PF-1, 2415 nucleotides. RefSeq lists its product as uncharacterized. The transcript has 2 exons. Gene Ontology annotation, biological process: DNA damage response. Lineage: Eukaryota; Fungi; Basidiomycota; Ustilaginomycetes; Ustilaginales; Ustilaginaceae. Bases 1 to 2415 code for a protein of 804 amino acids. Gene Ontology annotation, molecular function: single-stranded DNA binding. The record is from RefSeq and is a predicted model, not a curated record.
AUGAAGAUCCCCUACCUUGCUCUCCUCCCCAUCGUGCUAGCUUGCGUCGGCCUCGUCGAGUCGGGGCAGGUUACCCUUGGAAAUAAACCCAAGAACAGUGCCAGGGCAAGAAGCGACAAUCUAGGUUUCGGGGCCGUGACAGUGAUCCUGCAAAACGGCUGGAUCUCGAUCUGCGCGCCCGUCUCCGACUGGUCCCUCUACAACCAUUACGUCCCGGUGCAGCUGGUGCGCAACGGAGGUCAUUCGCAGUACAGCCUUGUGCCCCAGAGCCGCUGCGGCACGGGCAAGGGCCAACUGGUCAACUGCUCGAACACGUUCAUGAACGAUCAGGGCAAGUGCUACAGCCUGUACGAUCUCGACUGCAACCAGGUCGACUUUGACGCGGUGCUUUCCCUUCUCAGCCAGGUCAAAGGUGACGGGGCCGUAUACGGCCUGCACCUCCACCCGCACCCCUCAUCUUCCAGCCCCCGAUCCUCCGACGCCUCUGCACCACCACCCGCCAACGACAUCAUGUGCGGCCGAUUCGCAAACGCACAGCCCCUGCCCGAGUACGCCCGCUCGGUGCGCGAGCAGCUGCCUCCCUCGCAUCCACCCGAGCCUACCCCGGACAUUGACGACUACCGGCCAUCCUACAACGUCGCACCCCAGACACGCGCUCCCGUCAUCCGGCGCCAGCUCGCCUCGGAGCGCACCACCGCCGACAGCGCCGACAAGGCCGAGCGCCUGCUCCUUCAGCCCAUGAAGUGGGGCCUCAUCCGCUCCCACAACCGCCACCCGCCCCCAUCAUCCUUCGGCGCCAUCAAGACGAUCAACGCACGCGACGACACCAUCCUCUCGUCGUCACAGGGCGCGAGCAUGUGGCAUCCGCUCCUGCCCGCACAGCGCUGCGUCGUCUUCUGCCAGGGCUUCUACGAGUGGCAGAAGAAACCCCUCGCCGGCCGAGACACAGCGGCCGCGGCUGGGCACGAGGAAAAGGUCGAGAGGAUCCCGCACUUUGUCGGCAUGGCCGACCCGGGCCACGGGCGCACCGGCAAGGACGGCGUCGAGCGCAAACUCAUGCCCCUUGCCGGGCUGUGGGACAAGGUCGUCUUCCAGGGCCACGAGGAUCGCCCACCGCUCUAUACCUUCACCAUCAUCACGACCAGCGUCAAUGACCAGCUCGACUUCCUCCACGACCGCAUGCCCGUCAUCCUGCCCGACGCCCACAGCAUCGCCACCUGGCUCGGCCUCGGACAGGGCGACAAGGAGGAUACCUGGACGCCCGAAGUGGCCCGGCUUCUCCGACCGCUCAAGAAGCCCCUCGAGUGCUACAAGGUGCCCCGCGAGGUCGGCAGGGUGGGCAACGACGACCCCGGAUUCAUCCUGCCCAUCGAGUCGAGACGCGACGGGCUCAAGGCGUUCUUCAGCAAGCAGCAGCAGGCCAAGCAGGGGCCAGCAAAGAGCGGACACGACGACCGUGCUCCUGACGACGCCGUCAAGAAGGAAGAGAAGGACGACAGAGAUGAAGCAUCUACGUCGUCUUUCGAGCGCGCCGCUGUAGAGGUGACGCAGGAGGUCGAGGAGGACGCGCAGAUGGCGGAUGCAGCGGCGCAGGCCGAGCAGGAGAUUCGGGAUCGCGAGUUGGCCGAGGAGCUGCAGCGGCAGUGGCAAGAGGACGACGCCAAGGGCGCCGCGUCGACCUCGUCGCAGCCAUCCGCAAUCGACCGCGGCAUCGGAGGGGGCGAUGCGACGAGGGAAGACGAGAUCGAAGCUAAAGAGGUCGGAGAUGGCUUCGCAGUGCCGCGGCCCGAGACGACUGGGAAACGUCGACGUCGAUCCUCUUCCGACUCGGUCGGGGCCGAGGCAUCCUCACCGUCGCCGACACCACUACCACCGCCGGAAGCAUCAGCAGCGGCAGCAGCAGCAGCGACGACACCCGAUCAAGACGCCUGCGACCACGAUGCGACGAUCAAGAAAGAAGAAGGGAGCUGCGAGGGCGAAGGCGGGGGAUCGAGCCGAUUCUCACCGGACCCCUUCGACCCACCCGCCUCUCCACCGCGUCCAUUGGGGGGCUACAGCCGCGAGGGCACCACCUCGGCCAGCGCGACCCCGCGCAAACGCACCAAGUUCACCACGCGCAUCCUUUCGCCGCCCCGCAAACCCAACGAACCGGGCCCCCUAGACCAACUCAUCGAGCGGCAACGGCGGAAUUCUGCCGCUGCCCCCCAUCCCCCUCGCCCUCCGCUUCCUCCGUCCUCGUCCUCGUCUUCGUCGUCGACGACGACGACGACGACGUCGGUGCAGCGCAGUCCGACGAGGAGGCGUAAUCCGCCAAAGUCGCCGAAACAGGGUCAGAGCCCAGAUCAGCGUGGCACGGGCAAAGCGGCCGGGGCCGGGUCAAAGGAUAUCCGAGCCUUUUUCGCACCCAAGUCGUAA